AUGCGUGUGAUUUCGCUCUUCACUACUUUGUUUGUGGCUCUGGCUACUGCUGCCGAUAGCACAACUGUCAUUUCCUACUUCGCCGCGUCCUUUGAGAACUAUUCCCGUCUAGGUGCAUACACCAGCACUAUAGCCCGAGUCAUCGGCAUUGACAAGUACGCUACUACCUACGAGGCCCAAACACUUUUGCCCAUUGGGGUGUGGAAUCAGUAA
This is a messenger RNA of Penicillium taxi, 213 nucleotides long. RefSeq lists its product as uncharacterized. NCBI's taxonomy places the organism in Eukaryota, Fungi, Ascomycota, Eurotiomycetes, Eurotiales, Aspergillaceae. The record is from RefSeq and is a predicted model, not a curated record. The transcript is spliced from 2 exons. The coding region runs from base 1 to 213 and encodes 70 amino acids.